Molecule: messenger RNA, 789 nt
Organism: Cornus florida
Lineage: Eukaryota; Viridiplantae; Streptophyta; Magnoliopsida; Cornales; Cornaceae
Product: probable small nuclear ribonucleoprotein G
Exons: 4
Coding region: 271-513 (80 amino acids)
Biological process (GO): mRNA splicing, via spliceosome; spliceosomal snRNP assembly
Cellular component (GO): SMN-Sm protein complex; catalytic step 2 spliceosome; U2-type prespliceosome
Molecular function (GO): RNA binding
Source: RefSeq, a predicted model, not a curated record
GUGCCCCUAACCCUAUAAUCUAAUGAUACCAAACAAGGUAAGUCCUGUUUCCAAAUCCAAAUCCAAACCCUAAUCCUAAUCCCAUCAAAUCAGUAUUGCGAACACAAGUCUACAAAACCCUCUCUCCCCGUUUCUCUAUCGCCGCCUCCUCGUCCUUCAACAGUCAGAACUCUACAAAACCCUCUCUCCGUUCUUCUAUCGCCUUUUCCUCCCUCAACAGUCUAUCGCCUCCUCCUUCAACAGUCAGUGCUUCAACCGUCAAUCAGAAUCAUGAGCCGGUCGGGUCAGCCUCCGGAUCUGAAGAAGUACAUGGACAAGAAGCUCCAGAUAAAGUUGAAUGCAAACAGGAUGGUUGUUGGGACUCUUCGCGGGUUUGAUCAGUUUAUGAAUUUGGUGAUUGACAACACUGUAGAAGUUAAUGGGAAUGAGAGGAAUGAUAUUGGCAUGGUGGUUAUCCGAGGGAAUAGUGUGGUCACAGUUGAAGCUCUCGAGCCCGUUCCCAGAAAUCAGUAGCUUCAGUUUGAUGAUGAUUUUGUGCAUGCUCUACAACAUGGCUGCUUGUAUGGAUAUUAUCGACAUGUCAAUCCCCUUGUAUGGGUGGCAAUUGUAGACCUGCUCUUGUUAAAACUUAAAAUCUGAAUUAUGUGUUGUUUCUUAACUUUCGUGGUACAGUGUCUUGUCUGUUUCUUAAAGUCUUUGAUUAGAUACUAAUUGGUUCACAAUAUUGGGAAUUGGUCUAUGAAAUUGUCUGUAAAAGGUAAUUCUGCGGUAUGACUCUUUUUUUUUUUC